AACGACUUCGUAUCGAGUAUGAAGCAGCGCAAGCAGAAAAAUUCUCAAAACUCGACGAAAUUAUUGAUUUGAUGAAUAAAAAUUCAUCAGAUAUGGGAAUUACAUUAUUCAUGCCACAUGUAGCAAAAGAUGCAUUCAGAAAGACACUCGAGACCGCAAAAUGGCUCUCGCUCGUAAAUCGCGCUGGUAAAAUGAUCCAAAUUACACCUGACAUGAUGGAGACAUUAAAUUACAAUUUAGAAAAUCCGAUUGAUGAGAGAAUAUUGGAGGAGAUUUAUUAUAAAGAUAUUUUUGCAGUCCUUUGGUAUAUGGAUCCACGUACUCCUGUCACAGAUGUACUUAAAGAGUUUAUCAAGCGUGUAUCAGAACCGGUGGAAUAUGAAGUUGAAGGAGAAGAAAGUGUGUGGGAAACAAUUUUAGAUUCAUUAGUAAUUGACCCAAUUAAGUAUGAAGAAAGUGAACGUGUAAGCACUGAAUCUAUUGCCAUAACGAUUGAGGACAAAUCUGAAGCUACAUUGGCUCUGGAUAGUUUACAACCUUCAGCUGUAAUGCUGGCUAAAAAGAAAUCAAGUCAAUUGAGUCGAGUUAGCAAAAGACAGCCUUCAGUUAAAGAACAAUCGAUAAGACAGCCUUCGGUUAAAGAACAGUCCAUAAGAGAUUCAGUAAAGGAGCAGAAGUCAUCAUCUUUGUCACAGAUAGAGCUUAAUGAAGAGAUUGAAAGUGAAGGAUUUUUUGAAACUAUCGAGGAUGAUCUUGUCACUAUUCCACCAGUUUGGACACCAGCAAAUCAGUCUGGGAAUGCUAUAUUCAUGCAUCAAUUCUUCAGAGCACAAUUCGAGAGCUUUUUGCCACCUAUCAUUGAACCGGAACCGCCUCAUAUUUGCAUGAUUUUUCCCGCAAAAAUUCGCGACAAAGUUAUCGAGGUCUGUGAAGAACAUCCAAAAGGGUUAUUAGAUUGCGGAUUCUACGAAGGUGAAGAUUUUGACGACUUUAUACAAAUUUGUAAAUCAGUGAAAAGCUUUGAUAAACUGGAGCUGACAGGUAGAGAGAAAAUGAUACUAAAAGUAUCCAAAAAGACGAGUCACUUGGCACUUGAUCUUGUGAAUUUGAGUCCAUUGUAUGUCAGUCAUAAUGUAAGUGAGGGUCAAGAAGAAUGUUCAAUGUUGUUUAAAGAGGAACUACAAGACGAUGAACUACAAGACGAUGAACCGGAAAACUUUGAUACACAAGACGAUGAUUUACAGAGUGAUGAGCAGGUAGACGUGGAAUAUUAAAUUAUACAAAUUAAAACAAAAUAUUUUCGCGCCAUAAAAUUACAUAACUUUUUAUUUUAACAUUUUGUUAAAUGAGCUGGAAAAAAUUCAUCGGAAACAAGCUCACACAUUACUUUUUAACAGCA
This is a messenger RNA of Chironomus riparius, 1399 nucleotides long. The record is from the annotation of a GenBank genome assembly. Lineage: Eukaryota; Metazoa; Arthropoda; Insecta; Diptera; Chironomidae.